This is a messenger RNA of Aspergillus ibericus CBS 121593, 1299 nucleotides long. RefSeq names its product putative aminotransferase. The transcript has a single exon. Lineage: Eukaryota; Fungi; Ascomycota; Eurotiomycetes; Eurotiales; Aspergillaceae. Gene Ontology annotation, molecular function: pyridoxal phosphate binding; transaminase activity. Gene Ontology annotation, biological process: amino acid metabolic process; biosynthetic process. The coding region runs from base 1 to 1299 and encodes 432 amino acids. The record is from RefSeq and is a predicted model, not a curated record.
AUGACAUCCCCCCUCUCCCAACGCGCCCACAAUGUCGUCGGCUCCGCCAACAGCCUCAUGUGGGACAUCAUGCGCAACCCCUGGUGUCCCACCAGCAAGCCAGACGGCUACGUCAACGUAGGGGUCGCCGAGAACGCCCUCAUGCAUGACUACCUCCUGAACUACAUGAACACGCAACUCACCCUCCCAGCAAAGUAUCUCACCUACAACGACGGCGCCAUUGGCGCGGAGCGUCUUCGCUGCGCCAUGGCCGCGUUCCUCAACAAACAUCUGCACCCCGUGAAACCCCUCACGAGCAAUGAUCUGCUCGUCACGAACGGCGUCUCCUCAGCAAUCGAGCACAUCUCGUGGGCGUUCACGGAUCCCGGGGAAGGAAUUCUCCUCGGCCGGCCGUACUAUGGGACCUUCAUCCCGGAUAUGUCAGUGCGGCCGGGGGCAGUGGUCAUUCCGGUGGCGUUUGGGGAGUGUGACCCGUUUAGUGUGGAUGCCGUGGAGUGUUAUGAGCGGGCAUUACUGGCCUUUCAAGCCACCACGGGCCGGAAGGUUAGGGCGUUGAUGCUCUGUCAUCCGCAUAAUCCGCUGGGGCGGUGUUAUCCCAAAGAGACGAUGGUGCAGUUGAUGCGGCUGUGUCAGAAAUAUCAGGUGCAUUUGAUCAGUGAUGAGAUUUAUGCCCUGUCGGUGUGGAAGAAUACGAUUGAUUUGGGGACGCCGGUGCCGUUUGAGUCUGCGUUGUCGAUUGAUACAGCGGGCGUUAUUGACCCGGGGCUGGUGCAUUUGCUUUGGGGUAUGAGUAAGGAUUUUGGAGCGAAUGGGAUACGACUGGGUGUGAUUAUUUCCCAGAGUAAUCCUGUUCUGUUGGAGGCGAUUAAGGGCGUUUCGCUAUAUACUUACUCGUCGUCGAUUUCGGAACAUCUCGCGGCGAUUGUUUUGGAAGAUGAUGAUUUUACGACUCGAUAUAUCCAACUUAAUCGGCAGAAACUGGCUGAGUCGUAUGCAUUCGCUGCGACAUAUCUCAAAGAUCACGGGAUUGAGUACGCCGCUGGAGCGAAUGCUGCGUUCUUUCUCUGGGUGAAUCUGGGCAAGAAGUAUCGCGAGUUGCAUCCGGAAGAGACUGCAAACCUGGGUGAUGAGAUUAGUGAUAAGGUGAUGCAAUUGUUGCUGCAGAGGAAGGUCUUCCUGGCGAGUGGCUUUCUGUUUGGGUCGGAGAAAAGUGGUUGGUUUCGGAUUGUGUUUACCCAUCCGAGGGAGUAUCUGGAGGAGGCGUUACGGAGGAUAGUAUUGGCGUUGGGGGAUUUAUAG